Molecule: messenger RNA, 3710 nt
Organism: Stegostoma tigrinum
Lineage: Eukaryota; Metazoa; Chordata; Chondrichthyes; Orectolobiformes; Stegostomatidae
Product: mucin-2-like
Exons: 10
Coding region: 256-1710 (484 amino acids)
Molecular function (GO): calcium ion binding
Source: RefSeq, a predicted model, not a curated record
UAACAUUGUCUGCAAGGAUACAAGAAGUAUACAAGAACAUGGGAUGGGCUAUGCAUGGAUGUAUCCCCUUCUUUUGCUGGCUAUCUGUGACUUAAUUUACUGACAGAAUACAACAGCUUCAACAACUCCUGCUGAACCUCCUAAUGGGACAUCCACAUCAGUACAAACAGCAAUGUCAACAAUACUUGUUGACUCAUACCUGAAUCAACAAAUACAACACACGCAAUUAUUCAAGAGAACACCACUGAACUAUUUAUGAACCAAUCCAUGCCAACAACUGUUAGCUUCACAACAGAAACUGCUACAACAACUGCUCCUAACACAACUACUCUUGUUGGAACAUCAUCUACUUCUACACAAUUAACAACUGCAGCGGCCUCUCCAUCCACGCCAGGAGUAACAAUGACAGAGAACAUCACUGAGCAAUCAACAACAGAAUCCACAUCAAACUCAACAUCAGAGAACAAUCUCACAACAACAGCAAGCUCUACAACAACUGCUCCGAACACAACUACUCUUGUUGGAACAUCAUCUACUCCUGCACAAUUAACAACGACAACAGCCUUUCCAUCCACGCCAGGAGUAACAAUGACAGAGAACAUCACUGAGCAAUCAACAACAGAAUCCACACCAAACUCAACAACAGGGAACAAUCUGACAACAACAGCAAAUAUAACAAAUACCUCACAAACCUCAGCAUCAUCGUUAGUUACACAAGAGCUACCAACUGGACAGAGCAGCACUCGAUCAUCAACGCCUCAGAACAUGACAAUCUCAACAGGUGUUCUCACUUCCACAGCACAAGCUACAACAACUGCUCCGAACACAACUACUCCGGUUGGAACAUCAUCUACUCCUGCACAAUUGACAACUACGGCAGGCUCUCCAUCCAUCCCAGGAGUAGCAACGACAGAGAACAUCACUCAGCAAUCAACAACAGAAUCCACAUCAAACUCAACAACAGGGAACAAUCUCACAACAACAGCAAAUACUACAACAAUUGCUCCGAACACAACUACUCCUGUUGGAACAUCAUCUACUCCUGCACAAUUGACAACUACGGCAGGCUCUCCAUCCAUCCCAGGAGUAGCAACGACAGAGAACAUCACUCAGCAAUCAGCAACAGAAUCCACAUCAAACUCAACAACAGGGAACAAUCUCACAACAACAGCAAAUAUAACAAAUACCUCACAAACCUCAGCAUCAUCGUUAGUUACACAAGAGCUACCAACUGGACAGAGCAGCACUCGAUCAUCAACGCCUCAGAACAUGACAAUCUCAACAGGUGUUCUCAAUUCCACAGGACAAGCUAUCGAUGAAUGUGCAGCCAACACAUCAAACUGUCAACAAACCUGCACCAGUAUAAUUGGAGAUUACAUAUGCAGUUGUUAUCCUGGCUACAGCGUCACCAUUCAAUUCCCUUUUCUUUGUGAAGUUACUCAAAAGACCUGGAGCCUGAUUUCCAACUUAUCGCCCAGAUAUAAAGCUACCAUUGCCAAAUGGCUACCUGGUAGAGAACGAAACCACCUCCACAUUUGUCAACAUUUCAGCAGAAGAGCCGGGAGGAUGAUCUAUCUGAAAUCCCCAGCAUCACAUAUAUUCACGUUUUGCCAGUUUAAACAUGUACCUGGCAAUGUGGAAACUUUCCCAGGUAAGUCCUCUCCACAAAAAGCAAGAUCUAGCCAAUUUACCCCAGCUGUCUACCCUUAAUCAUCAGCAACAAAAUUUAGGGGUUUUUGAAAGUGCCAAGAAACCAAGCCACAACCUGGUCCCUGAUGCUGAGUUUGGGUUUGUGAGGCCCACUCAGCUCCUGGCAUCAUUACAAAAUUAGUCCUGAAAUGUCAAUUUUCCGGAUCCUCUGAUGCUGCCUGACCUGCUGUGUUCCUCCAGCUCCACAUUGUGUUAUAACAUGCCGAUGGCACCUGCUCUGGCCAAUGUGUGAUUCCACAUAAUAAUCCUUUCAAAAUACAACAUAUUUUAGUAACAUUAUAAGUUUUCCAGAAACUCUUUGAUUACACAAUACACAGAUAACAUUUUCAAUUUGUCACAUUUUACAUUGAAGUAUUUUGCAUUGGAAGCAAAACUAAUCAAAUCUGACAGUUUUCAUGUUCAAUUUAUGAGCGUCCCUAUGCUUUUCAAAUAAAAAUUUGCUUCACUACUAGUUGAUUUACUUUCCUUCAAACUUCAAAUGACACGUCCUUUCCCAUUCUGUAUACUCUUCCAGUUUUUACACAUCCUUUUGCCUAAAAUUGUUAUCCUUGUUUUUGUGUUUUUUGGAAAAAGCCUGUGCCCUCAACUAACAUUUAUGGUGGGUCUAAAAAGUUUAGAUUUUUUCUACUGCAUCAGUUUGCACAGAUUUCAACUCUUGGUCUAAGGUUACUUCCCUGACUGCAGGCUUUAUUGUAGAAACAUUUGAAAAAAGAUGUUAGCCAACCCAACAUCCAAAUUGCUAUGAAAGACAAUCUAAUUCUCCUCUUCAGUUUAAAUGCAGCAUUGUGUUUCUGCUGAGGAAAGUCCUCAUUAGCUGCUGUAAAAAUUUCAUUUCAUUGAGAGUAUGUUCAACCAAGAACUUUCAUUCAGUUCACAGAAUGUUCUGGAACUCCUCCUGUUUCUGUGCUUUCCACUGAAUUCAAUUUUGUCAAUUUUGUAAUGCUAAAUGUUUCCAAUCCCAUUUUGUAGAGUCCCUUUCCAACAAAACACUUUGCUCCUUUGCCGUAUUAUUAACUGAGAGCUGUGUCUCUACUGGGAUUGCUACGUCUUAAAUAUGUUUUCUUCAUGUUUUUAAUUCAGGCUGUUUUAAAAUUUUUCCAACAGACAUUAACUUUUAAUGUCCAUAGUCUGAUGCGCAAAUGUUCUCUUUAAAUCAACCGGUUGAUUUUUACUCUUCAAACAUACCAGUUAUCAGGAUGUCAAUAUAACAUCAGGUAUAAACACAGUAAUUGUCUUUUCCAAUUACUCAAAUUUCAGUUUCAGCAGUCUUGGCAGGCUGUUCUGAAAACUCCAAAGAUAGCAGUAUCUCAUUUCCAGCCAAAUAAUUUCCCAAUAAGAAGUUCAUCCUUUUAAUUACAGAAUUGGGAACAACCUGUAACCAAAUUUUUUACACAGAGAGUGGUGGGAGUGUGGAACACACUGUUAGGGGUGAUGGUGGAGGCAGAUACAAUAUGGGUGUUUAAGAAACUUCUAGACAAACACAUGAAUAUGCAAGGAAUGGAGGGGUAUGGAAAAAGGAAUUUGUUUAAUUUGGUGUCAUGUUCAGUACAACAUCAUGGGCUAUAUUGUUCUAUGGCUUAUGCACUAUGCAACCCAGCAGUUAUCUCAUUAGUGGUUAAUAUGGACAUUAAUACAUUAAAUCCUAAUGUACACAAUCCAAACGUAACAUUUGAUACCUUUCAUGUAUUUAAAUAUUUUUUUAAAUAGGAGAAAAAAAAGCACGGAUUGAUAAGUUCUGUAGUUGAUCAAAUAUAGAGGCAAAUUUUGGGAGACCCUUGUAGAAAAAUAAAACUAUCUGUAUUGAAAUUACCAUUGUUAUUAAAAAAAUCAUUUAAGCCAGCCAACUGAGUCAACAUUCUCCACUUUUAUUUCUAUGACACUUGUAUGAUGAUUUGGGGGAUGAAAAGUUCACUGACAGGUCGCCAGCUUCAAAAAAUGAGGGAUCUAGGCCAUGGAAUCCAUUGAACUAUAUUUCAACAGCUGAUUUUGAGUUGCAGAGC